AAUGUACUUUCACUUAAGGUUUCUUAGUUACACCUAAGAAACAAAAAAAAAAAGCAAGUUGAAGAAAAAACAAUAAUUUAACUCUCUUAUCUUUCUCUUUCUUUUUCUUCUUGUUCUUGAUCCCAUCCUCAAGCAACUCUCUUUCUUCUUGUUCUUGAAUCCAAAACAAAACAAGAACAUCAAAAUUUAUUAUAUACCAUGUUGGAUCUAAAUCUUGAUAUAAUCUCUAGCGAUUCUUCUUGUGACAGCCACAACAAGAACAGAAUCAAGAACAAGAUCAAGAACAAGAACAAGAGGAAAAAUGAUGAUUAUAUGGUGAUACCAGAGUUCAAUCUUGCAGCUGGAGUUCAAUUAAUGGAGGAUGAUUCUACCGGAACGUCUCAUUCUUCUGUUAUUAUCAAUCCGGGAGACGAUAAUAAUAAUAAUAAUUAUAAUUCCUCGAAUACUAAUAAUAAUAUCAACUCCGCGUUGAUUUUUGAUGUUUUCAAGAGCGAAAAACUCGAUCAUCCUCAUCCUCAUCAAGAUUUUACAACUCAGCAGUUUUUUCCGGAGAGAUGUACUGAUAAGUUAGACUUGGAUUUGAAGUCUGGUGCUGUACCUAUGAUAAAGCCACAACAGCAACAGCAGUGGUUGAGAUUAUCACAGGUCGGGCCUGGUGGUGGCGGUGGAGGAGGCGGCGGAGAAGCGGAGUUGAAAAUUGUGCAGCAGAAACAGCAGCAAAUGAGAAAGAGUAGGAGAGGUCCUAGGUCAAGAAGCUCUCAAUAUAGAGGAGUUACUUUUUAUAGAAGAACUGGAAGAUGGGAGUCUCAUAUUUGGGAUUGUGGGAAGCAAGUAUAUUUAGGUGGAUUUGACACUGCACUUUUUGCAGCUAGAGCAUAUGAUAGAGCUGCUAUUAAAUUCAGAGGAGUUGAUGCUGAUAUCAAUUUUACUUUAAGUGAUUAUGAAGAAGACAUGAAGCAGAUGAAAAAUCUGAAUAAAGAAGAAUUUGUUCAAAUCCUUCGUCGCCAGAGCACCGGAUUUGCUCGAGGCUCGAAAUACAAAGGCGCAACACUGCAAAAAUGUGGCAAAUUAGAAGCUAAAAUGGGGCAAUUUCAUGGAAAGAAGGCUUAUGAUAUGACAUCCAUUAAAUGCAAUGCAAAUGAUUAUGAAAGGGGCAUGAUUUUUGAUCCAAAUUGUGCAGCUGGUGUGGCCAUGGGUGGUCACAAUCUUGAUUUGAGCCUCGGAAUUUCUGUGCCAGAUUCAAAACCUAAGUACAGUAAUUCAAAACCCAAUUACACCCAUUUCCAUUACAGCACUGAUCGCGAAGUGCCUAAUCAAGAAACGCCAAUGGUGGAGAAUGCUCCUUCAUGGGUACCUAAAGGCAACCAGCCAUGGGCAUCAAAGAACCUUCCAACAAUGUCUGCCAUAUUUCCUGGUUUUCUAUCAACCAGUCAGAACAAUGUUGACGCAGAUUUUCCGAUGAAAACGUCAAGCUUGUUAUGGAAAACGAAUGGCAGCAACAACAACAAUGUUGCUAGAAAUUGAAAAAAGAUCAAUUGCAGCAUCAUCAGGAUUCGCUUUCACUUCAAUUAAUUUAUCAAUCAUUGCCCCUUCAGCAACCGUUUUGUGGAUAACAAUCAAUCAAUUACAUCAAUUUAUUUCAUUUCUCAAUACUCAGAGCUAAACGACAUCGUUUUGUCUCUGUAAAAUUUGGAAUGUUAGCUGAAUCCAAAAAAAAUUAAUAUUCUGUGGGGACCCAUUUUAGAGUGUAGCAUAUCAAAAACAGAUUUGUAGACAUGAUUUGUCUCCAUAACCUCUCCAUGUAAAAGCUUUUGUCAUUUUAUAACUUUUUAAGAAAGGUAGCUUCAUUUGAUGAUGAA
Mercurialis annua (annual mercury) is the source of this 1859-nucleotide messenger RNA. Its product is annotated as floral homeotic protein APETALA 2-like. The coding region runs from base 199 to 1524 and encodes 441 amino acids. The transcript is spliced from 9 exons. Lineage: Eukaryota; Viridiplantae; Streptophyta; Magnoliopsida; Malpighiales; Euphorbiaceae. Gene Ontology annotation, molecular function: DNA binding; DNA-binding transcription factor activity. Gene Ontology annotation, biological process: regulation of DNA-templated transcription. The record is from RefSeq and is a predicted model, not a curated record.